Messenger RNA from Brugia malayi, 624 nucleotides. RefSeq lists its product as uncharacterized. Gene Ontology annotation, cellular component: lysosomal membrane. The record is from RefSeq and is a predicted model, not a curated record. The coding region runs from base 1 to 624 and encodes 207 amino acids. NCBI's taxonomy places the organism in Eukaryota, Metazoa, Nematoda, Chromadorea, Rhabditida, Onchocercidae. The transcript is spliced from 6 exons.
AUGUUGCCGUUAUCAUUGUUAUCAAUUCUCCUAUUUUUCAUCUCUUUCCUUCACGUUCAUGGAAAUUUCGAAGAUGCUCGGUGUCGUUGUGUUUGUCCAUCCACCAAAUAUUUUGCAUCGGAAAAUAGUACAGUGAGUGAGGAGAGAAGAUAUUAUACAAAAUCGAAUAUUAAUGCUCUCACAUGCAAACCACAAACAGUGGUGAAACCAAACGUUUUGGAUAUAGUGGAUGCUGCACAUUUGGAUGCAUUUUUAGCGAACUGUGACUGCAAGCAUGAAUCGAGAAAUACAGUUUUGUUGAAAGUUGUUGUAAUAUUCGUUAUUUGCGUAGUCUUCGUUCUGGUUACAUAUAUGCUUUUCUUGAUGUGUUUGGAUCCCAUGCUACGCAAACAGCGGCAUUCAGUACCAUAUAGACAGCAAAACGAUGAAAUGGAAGACAAUAUUUUUGCCCGUACAGUACCAGCGAAUGAGCGGUUUUCAGAUGUUUCACCUUCAAUUACAAUGCGAUCUCGGAAUAUUGCAGAUAAUGUUUUGGGACGAGUUGAAGCCGAACAAAAUCGUUGGAUGCGAAAAGUUGAAGAACAACGACGGAAUAUUUUCACGGAUCAUACAAUGCUUAAUUAG